Messenger RNA from Microsporum canis CBS 113480, 1251 nucleotides. RefSeq lists its product as hypothetical. Gene Ontology annotation, molecular function: D-mannose binding. The transcript has 7 exons. The coding region runs from base 1 to 1251 and encodes 416 amino acids. Gene Ontology annotation, cellular component: endoplasmic reticulum membrane; COPII-coated ER to Golgi transport vesicle; Golgi membrane. Lineage: Eukaryota; Fungi; Ascomycota; Eurotiomycetes; Onygenales; Arthrodermataceae. Gene Ontology annotation, biological process: endoplasmic reticulum to Golgi vesicle-mediated transport; Golgi organization; endoplasmic reticulum organization. The record is from RefSeq and is a predicted model, not a curated record.
AUGAUGACACGAUCUCAGAGCAUUAGCAAGUCCGUUGUCUUGGCUUUGAUAUCCACCGCCCUCACCCAGGCAAGCUCGGUUAUUGAAAGGUCUAGCUUCGGAAAUGGACGACGAGCCUCUCACGGUGCUGGUGGCAUGCCAGGAUGGACUCUAUCUGAUCGAAUUAUCCUGACUCCUCCGUACCCCGGUAACAAAAGAGGCGCACUAUGGGCUGAAGACAUAAUACAUGACCUUGAAUGGAAUGUAGCCUUCGAUUUCAGGGCAAAUGGCGAGGAAAGAAGCGGCGGCAAUAUUCAGAUUUGGUACGUUAAGCAACCGGCAUCUGUUGGAACAUCGAGCAUAUAUACCGUUGGAAAAUUUGAUGGUUUAGCCAUCACAAUCGACACACACGGAGGCAGGCCUGGAAUUCGAGGCUUUUUGAAUGAUGGAACCAUAGACUACAAGGCUAAUAAUGUUGACGCUCUCGCAUUUGGGCAUUGUGAUUAUCACUACCGCAACCUGGGACGGCCAUCAAAGCUCCAAAUAAAACAAUCAACGCGAGAAUUUGAGGUUUUGAUAGAUGGACAUACUUGCUUCAAAACACCAAAGAGUAGGGAUAUUCAUAUUAACCUAUUGUCACCAAAGGCUUUCAUCCCUCCAGGGAACGUGUUUGGUAUCACAGCUGCAUCGGCAGAGAGCCCUGACUCCUUCGAGGCUUUCCGCUUUGUAGCUACCACUUCUUCCAGCGGUAAUAGCAAGCAAAACGAAAGAGGCCGUGAACCUCAACAUAGGCCGGCUCAGGCCAACAACGACAAACCCCUUAGUGGUGGCAACAUCGAUUCUCAGGUCAAGGAUCUUCAGAACCGACUCCAGAUGAUUUCCAGUACAACAAACAAGUUAAUGGAAGAGUUGCACGCUCUGUCAGCCACCAGUGAGGAUCGGAUGAAGGAGAUCAUCCGCAUAAUUGCCCACCGCGACCAAGUGAGCAGUGUAGACCAGAGGCUUCAAAGAGUAGAACGAAUGGUCGAGUCGAUGCAGAGAGAAAUAGAGGGCAAGGAUUAUCAACAUCAUUUCAAGCAACUGCAGGAUUUGCUCCAUAAUUCCCAUUCUGGUCUACUAGAUACUCUCCACGAUUCAUCACACCGCAUUAUCUCCUCGGCACCACGCAUGGGCUUCUUCAUUUUCCUUAUGGUUGCCGUCCAGCUACUACUCGCAGUUGCCUAUGUCGUCUACAAAAAACGCAGAGCAGGCAUGCCGAAGAAGUUUCUAUAG